This is a messenger RNA of Myzus persicae (green peach aphid), 714 nucleotides long. Its product is annotated as protein ALP1-like. Lineage: Eukaryota; Metazoa; Arthropoda; Insecta; Hemiptera; Aphididae. The record is from RefSeq and is a predicted model, not a curated record. The transcript is spliced from 3 exons. Bases 1 to 714 code for a protein of 237 amino acids.
AUGACAACUGUUGUGCAUAAAUGUACCGUCUCCCAGUACUUAGGUAGUGGAAGUGAUCAAAUCGAUCUACACUUAACGUACAGACUUGGACACACAACGAUAGGAAAAAUAUUAAGAAAAGUUUGCAGUGCUCUUUGGGAUUGUUUACGAGAAGAGUCUUUUCCAGAAUUUACUGAAAAUCGUUGGAGAGAAAUUGCAGAGGGUUUUGAAAAAUACAGCCAGUUUCCUAAUUGUUUAGACGCAAAAUACAAUUUCAUUUACAUAGGUGAUGGGGCAUUUGGAAAAGAAUCGGACAGCACUGUAUUCGAAAGGAGCAAUUUGUAUGAACAACUUGAAAAUAAUGAGUUACAUAUUCCAAGGGGCAAACCUCUCCCAGGAACUGUAAGUCCAAAUAUGCCCUACAUGUUCGUUGGUGAUGAAGCGUUUUCACUAUCAAAAAAUAUAAUGAGACCUUACAGUGGUAAAUAUUUGUCGGACAAAAAAAGGAUUUUUAACUACAGUUUAUCUCGUGCUAGGAGGAAUGUCGAGUCUGCAUUUGGAAUACUUUCUAAUAAAUGGAAAAUAUUUCAUAAACCAAUAAAUGCAAAUUUGGAUUUAUCAAUACUUUUAGUGAAGACAUGCUGUGCUCUCCAUAAUUUUGUUAGGGCUAGGGAUGAGUUUAAACUAGUAAAUACUUUGUAUAUAGAAGGAUCCAUUGGACAACAAGACUUUUAA